Drepanopeziza brunnea f. sp. 'multigermtubi' MB_m1 is the source of this 597-nucleotide messenger RNA. RefSeq lists its product as uncharacterized. Gene Ontology annotation, biological process: positive regulation of cytoplasmic translation. Gene Ontology annotation, cellular component: cytoplasm. Gene Ontology annotation, molecular function: mRNA binding; translation regulator activity; single-stranded RNA binding. The record is from RefSeq and is a predicted model, not a curated record. NCBI's taxonomy places the organism in Eukaryota, Fungi, Ascomycota, Leotiomycetes, Helotiales, Drepanopezizaceae.
AUGGAUUCCUACGGUGCUGCUCCUCCACCUCGUGGAUGCUACAACUGUGGCGAUGCAUCUCACCAAGCCCGUGACUGCCCAACCCGUGGCCCAGCUAAGUGCUACAACUGCGGUGGUGAGGGACACAUGAGCCGCGAGUGCCCUGAUGGACCCAAGGACAAGACCUGCUACAAGUGCGGUCAACCAGGCCACAUCUCCCGGGACUGCACCAACCCCUCCUCUGAUGGUGCUGGCCGUGGCGGAUUCGGUGGACAAGGUGGUGGAUCCCAAGAGUGCUACAAGUGCUCCAAGAUCGGACACAUUGCUCGCAACUGCCCUGAGGCUGGUGGCUACGGUGGUGGUGGCUACGGUGGCCAAUCCGGAUACGGUGGUGGACAAGGUGGAUACGGUGGCGGCGGCAGAGCUCAAGGUGGACAAACCUGCUACUCGUGCGGUGGUUACGGCCACAUGUCUCGUGACUGCACCCAAGGCCAAAAGUGCUACAACUGUGGCGAGGUCGGUCAUCUCUCAAGAGACUGCCCCUCCGAGAACAACAACGAGCGUACUUGCUACAAGUGCAAGCAGCCCGGCCACGUCCAGGCUCAAUGCCCCAACUAA